AUGCUCAAACAGGUCAAGGGCCGCGGCUGCUGGACGCGCCGCCUGCUCAAGCUCGCCACUAGCGUAGUGUUCAACCAGCCGCCCCCCUCCAGCCCGUGCAGCGGCUACAUGCGCAACGCGAGCGCCGUGUCAGUCUCUCUCAUCAGCGCGUCGUCGUGCGGGCUGGCGACGGAGACACAGCUGGACGCGGCGGCGUACGCGCUGGUGACCGCCGCCGCCAAGGACGGGUGCAGCUUUGCGAGCGCAGUCACCUCGGUGUCACUGUCGGGAAUCGCUGACAAGGCGAACAUCAUAUCGAUAUACAAGCAGGCCAUCCCCAAGGCCCGCCAGGCUGGCACCAGCGGCCAGCUGGCCAACGCCUUCACCAGCGCUAUGGCGGAGGUCGUCGGUGUGCAGGGAGACGCGUCAGGCCUGCUUGAUGACAUCGUCACAGCCAUAUCAAAGACCAUCCAGACGAGCGGCUGCAAGGCAGCUGCCGAGUUUGCAACGGGCGUCUACAAGCGGCUUGCGGUGCAGGACCCUUUGAGCGCGGACGACGUCAAAAAGAAGUUCUCAGGGAGUUCAGAAAUCGCCAAGUGCAAGUUUAACUGGGACGCUUGA
Monoraphidium neglectum is the source of this 600-nucleotide messenger RNA. RefSeq lists its product as hypothetical. The transcript has 3 exons. The record is from RefSeq and is a predicted model, not a curated record. The coding region runs from base 1 to 600 and encodes 199 amino acids. Lineage: Eukaryota; Viridiplantae; Chlorophyta; Chlorophyceae; Sphaeropleales; Selenastraceae.